UGUUGUUUGUGGGUGGUUUUUGUGGUUCGUGGGUGGGUGUUUGUGGUUUGUGGGUGGCUAUUUCGUGGUUCGCGGAUGGUUGCUUCGUGGGUGGGUGUCGGUGGUGGUGGUUUUGGGCGGUUCGUGGGGGUAGUUUCUGGAUGGGUUUGGUUUUUGGGUCUCAGAUCUAGUGGUUCUAGGGUGGUUUUCGUGGUUCUUGUGUGGUUUUCGUGAUUCUUAGGUGAAUUUCGGUGGUUUGUGGGUGACUUUCGGUGAUUUGUGGGUGGCGUGGAUGGUGGUUCGUGGGUUCUGGGUGGCGUGUGGUGGUGGUGGUUCUGUGUGGCGUGUGGUGGUGGUUGUUUUGGGCGGUUCUUUUUAAUUGUAAUUGUUUUUUAAUUUUUUAUUUUUGAUAAUAGUUAAUUACAUGUUCAUAACUUUCAAUAAUCAUGUUUAAGAAGUUUUGCCUAGGAGUCCGCGCUAACCCCCUUUGUUGCAAAUAACUGUUGACGGAGGUAGGAAUAAAAAAAAAUUCCUUCUUUAACCGAUAAAAAAUAAAAAAAUAAAAUUCCCAAUGCAAAUCUUAUGCAGUUAUGCUAGACUGCUACUCUGCUAGAGUGGGAAAACAUUGAAAUAUUUAAAGCGGUUCCUCCUUCCUCUUUUUUUUUGUUUGUUUGUUUUAUUUUUUUAAUUUAUUUUCUUUCUUAAAAAUAAGUAAUAUUUCUGAAAAACCUGCCAUUGGCCCUCUUCUUCCUUCCAGAAAAUUUUCUCUUUCCUCAUUGCUUUUUUCUUCAAAAUUCAAAGAUAAUUUUUUCGCGAAAUCUUCAAGAUCUUCUUCAAUCUCUCUCCUCUGAUUGUAGAUCUUCGUUAACCUAAUUCAAACUUUCCAUCACUUUCAUUUCAUAUUUCAUGGUUUAAUUUUUUUGAAAAAAAAUCUGGAUUUUACGAUAUAUUUUGGAAAAAAAUUGAGAAAUCUAGGGUUUUUUAAUUUUUUGGAUUUGCGGUUUGUGUUGUAACUAUUGUAAAUAACGAUGAAAUAGUUUGAAUCGAUGAAAAGCUGAAGAAAUUUAUUGUGGAUUGAUGUUUUGAAUUUUGGAGAAAUGAAGCGUGAGUUAGCGGCAUUGGAGAUGCAGUCUCCGGUGAUUGGGAGAACGACUCGUUCGAGUAAGCGGCUUUCUGUUGGUGGUUCGAGUCCAGUUUCCGAGAGUUUAGUGUAUAAGAGAGUGAAAAGGUCGACGGUUCGAGCAAGAAAAUCGGAGGUCUUGAGUAAUGGUGGUGGUGAUAAUGGUGCGGUCGAGAUUUCAGAGGCGAGUGAAGGUGUAGGAGAUCAAAAUGGAGCUCAUGAUCCGCAACCGGAGGAGAAAAUUGGAGUGCCGGAGGUGCAGGAGAGAGAAAUUGUUGUGGCUGCUGGGGUGGAUAGUGAAGUUGUGAAGUCAGUGUGUGAUGAGGAGGUUAAGAAUGUUUAUGAAGUUUCGUCGAUGGCGGUCGAGGAGAAGGGUGUCAAUGAGAGCUCUGUAAAUGGUGAUGGUGAUGGUGAUGGUUUGAUGAAGAAUGAAGUGUGUGAUGAUGUGGAGGUGAAUGGAGAGCUAUUUGAGGAGCAGAAUUUGGUAGCUAUUAAGAUAGAUUAUCAGGAUGCAGUUGUUAAUGAGGUGCAUGCUAAUGGUGGUAGUAUUGAAGUUGAGAAAGUGUUGGAAGGAAUUUCGACGAAAUCUCCAUUGAAUGCUGUUAAUGGUAAAGCCAAGAAAUCCUCUAUUGAGAGAUAUCCAAGGCGUUUUACGCGAUCAGCAUUGAAAUCUAAGGUGGAUACCGUGAAAAUAGGGAAUGAUUAUGUCGAGCAGGGAAAUUCGAAGGCAGUAACGAAUGAGGGUAAUGGAGAAGUUUGUAAGGAAAUAGUCGUCUAUUCUGAAGCCUCAAGGAGUGAGAGUAAUGGGGUAGUAAAGAAUUCAUUAUUAGAGAAAUAUUCAAGAAGGGUUACUCGCUCUGCUUUGAAGCCUAAAGUGGAUGAUAGUACCUUGCGCUCUGUAGAGCCUGCCACUCUUGAUAACAAAAAGGCGGUAUCUGCUCCUCUAGAUACGAAAAUGGCGGUUGCUGUCACUUUAGAUAUAGAAACGUUGGUGCCUGUCAAGAAUAGUGAGAAUGCAGAGUGUGAUGCUGGCAAAGAUAGUGAAGAGCCUAGCUCAGCACCUCCGAGGAGGAAAUUGGAGAUGAAAAUGUCAAAACAGAUAUCCCAUGGAAAAGUCCCGAGCAAUGUUCAGGAGCUUCUUGCCACAGGUUUAUUAGAGGGAUGUCCUGUUUAUUAUGAUGGCGGCAAGGGUUUGAAGCUGAAUGGAAGAAUUAGAGGUAUUGGCAUACUAUGUUCUUGUGGAUUGUGCAAAGGAUGCAAAGUUAUCCCCCCCUCUCUGUUUGAGAUUCAUGCUUGUAACAAGUACAAACGGGCGGUACAAUACAUAUAUCUUGAGAACGGGAGAAGUUUAAUUCAUAUACUAAAAGCAUGCAAGAACACUCGUCUUAGUACAUUAGAAGCCACAAUUCAAAAUGCUAUUGGUCCUUUGCCUGAAAAGAAACUUAUAGUUUGUCAGAAUUGCAAAGAGCCAUUUUUCUCCAUGGAUGCUGAAAGCUCAGAACCAGUCUGCAGCAAAUGUGUUAUGUUGAAUCUGUCCUCAAUUGGCCCAGUGUACUCAACUCGUAAACGGUGUAGGUCAUCAAAGUUUGUUUUUCCUUCUCAAUCAACUUCAGCAUGUGACAUGGCUCAAGAUAGCAGCCCUAAAAAUUCAAUUGAAAACUCAGGUGAAGCAAUUCUUACUCCAAAGUUGCAAACUUCUCAGGCUGAUGUGCCUUAUGGUGUGCUUCAAGGCAGAAGUCGAGCAAAAUUAGUAAAAAAAUCAGCAGGUGCUUUUCUUACGCCAAAAUUACGCAGCAGUUCAAGGAUUGGAAGAAUUUCAGAAACAAAGAUGUCCGAGGAAAUAGUAAAAAAUGCACAAGAUUCAUCUAUGUCUCCAAAGACUUGUAUCAGUCCCGUGGUGGGAAAAUCUGCAGGAACUAAGGAUCACAAGAAAUUGAAGAGAAGGUCAUCUAAACUAGCCUUGUCUCCGAAGCCUUCACCUGGAAAUGCUUGUGCAAAAGUUAAAACAAGGUUAAGAGAAGAAGUUCUGACACCCAAGCCUUCUAAAACUCCCACAACUCUUAAAUCUUCAGAGAAGAAGACUAGUGGGAAAAUUACAAGAAAAGAUCUUCGGCUGCAUAAGUUGGUUUUUGAAGAUGAUGUAUUGCCUGAUGGAACUGUGCUUGGCUAUUAUGCUAGAGGGCAGAAAUUACUGGAGGGCUCCAAAAAGGGUUCUGGAAUUCUUUGUAAUUGCUGUGAUACGGUGGUUAGUGCUUCGCAAUUUGAGGCACAUGCUGGUUGUGCUUCACGCAGAAAACCGUAUUGCUAUAUAUACACAUCUAAUGGGGUUUCACUGCAUGAGUUAUCGGUAACCCUAAUUAAAGAUCGUCGUCAUUCUGCCAAGUACAAUGAUGACCUGUGCUCUAUUUGUGCUGAUGGUGGGAAUCUUCUUCUUUGUGAUGGAUGUCCAAGAGCUUUUCAUACGGAGUGUGCAUCUUUGCCAAGCAUACCUCGUGGAAAAUGGUAUUGUAAAUACUGUCAGAAUAUGUUUGAAAGGGAGAAAUUUGUUGCGCAUAAUGCUAAUGCGCUUGCUGCUGGAAGAGUUAGUGGAGUUGAUUCUAUAGAGCAGAUAACAAAGCAGUCCAUUCGAAUUGUCAACAACCUUGCAUCUGAAGUUAGUGCCUGCAUAUUGUGCAGAGGUUUUGACUUUUGCAAGACAGGAUUUGGGCCUCGUACAAUUAUCCUCUGUGACCAGUGUGAGAAGGAAUAUCAUGUUGGUUGCUUAAAGGAUCAUAAUAUGGCAGACCUUACGGAAUUGCCGGAUGGGAAAUGGUUUUGUAGCAUGGAUUGUAGAAGGGUUGAAUCUUCUUUGCAGAAUCUUCUGGUUCGAGGAGUUGAAAAGCUUCCUGAAUCUCUUGUGGAUAUCAUCCGGAAAAAGAACAUGCACAUUGGUUCUGAUAGUGGAUCUGAUUUGGAAGUAAGCUGGAGACUUCUCAGUGGAAAGGUUGCAUCUCCUGAAACUAGACCUUUGCUCUCGCAGGCUGUAGCUAUUUUCCAUGAAUCUUUUGCCCCAAUCAUUGAUGUGGUGUCUGGACAUGACCUUAUACCUGCAAUGGUUUAUGGGAGGAAUGUAGGUGGCCAAGAAUACGGAGGGAUGUACUGUGCUGUGUUAACUGCCAACAAAGUGGUUGUAUCAGCUGGAAUAUUCCGAAUUUUUGGUCCAGAUGUUGCAGAGCUCCCAUUGGUCGCAACAAGCAGUGGUAAUCAUGGCAAAGGUUAUUUUCAAACACUAUUUGCAUGCAUAGAGAGACUCUUGGCAUUCCUUAAAGUUAAGACCAUAGUGCUUCCAGCAGCAGAGGAGGCAGGAUCUAUCUGGACAGAUCGUUUUGGUUUCACAAAGAUGACGCUCGACCAGCUUCGUGAAUUGAAGAGAAAUUUUUGGUCAUUAGUACGAUUCCAGGGAACCUCUAUGCUUCACAAGUUGGUUCCAGAUUGCCGUGAAUGUGGAAGUCUAGCUGAAUAGUUAGCUUGUAAAUUAGCAGAACUUGGUAGAAGACCACAUUCUAGGGAAUCCAAUUUACCCGUAUACAGGCAGGGAUUUCAUUUUUCGUUGAUUAUUUAGAGUAGAUUUCCAGUUUUAGGAUCUGUUUUUCCUUUAAAUUUAUGAAGAAUGGUUUAAUUAUGGGCACAUUCUGUAUAAUUUAUUUUUUUACCUUUUAACGGUAGCAAAAGCUCUGUAAUUAAUUAUGCUUUUCAGCUAUUUGACAGUUAAGGUCAGUUUUUACAGUAAAAAAGAAGAGAAAAGAGGAAAGGAGGGUAGGGGGAGAGUUGAUGGAUGGGUUGUAUUAUUGUUUAAUCUCCUGGAUUGUGGAAUGGAGUUGUUUUAUCUCCUUUAGUUUUAAAAAUAGUGCAAAAAUUUUGUUCAGCUGCUCAGCAAUUUUUGAGCCUAUGAUAAAGUUGUGUUUUGCUGUGCAAAAUGCUGAUAGCUGUUGCAUGGGUCAA
This is a messenger RNA of Chenopodium quinoa (quinoa), 5080 nucleotides long. RefSeq lists its product as uncharacterized. NCBI's taxonomy places the organism in Eukaryota, Viridiplantae, Streptophyta, Magnoliopsida, Caryophyllales, Amaranthaceae. The coding region runs from base 1077 to 4601 and encodes 1174 amino acids. The transcript has 23 exons. The record is from RefSeq and is a predicted model, not a curated record.